Molecule: messenger RNA, 471 nt
Organism: Parastagonospora nodorum SN15
Lineage: Eukaryota; Fungi; Ascomycota; Dothideomycetes; Pleosporales; Phaeosphaeriaceae
Exons: 2
Coding region: 1-471 (156 amino acids)
Source: RefSeq, a predicted model, not a curated record
AUGGCACAAGGCGCUGCAGCAGAUCGCCAUGUGCAACGCCAAUUGCAAAAGAUUGCGACAUGUCAUGCAUCCAGCUCGCAAGGAGGAGGCGGUCAAUUUGCUGGCGUGCAUGAGCUCAUUUCGGGAACAAUGAACGCAAUGGAUGUGUCAGCGCCCGCGUUGUGCGCGUCUGGUGACUGGUACCUGAGCGUCGACGACUGCGCCGCGCCCAGAUCUCACGAUGCUCGACGUCAUGCGGACCUCGUCGGUUCGGCUGGGCUCGAGGGCAAUUUCAGCUCGCCGUUGGCGCGUCAUGGGGGCUGCCCAUGGAUUUUGCGCCUGCGUGGCAAAAAUAGCAGGUAUGACAUCGACACGCAAGGAACACCAAAAUCUGCACACACUUUGUCGGGUCUCCAGCACGUACCUGAGCCAGGCGAUGGCAGCGCUUCCCGUCGCGGAAAACUCUGCCUUCCCGCCUCCACAGGCGUCUAG